Colletotrichum navitas is the source of this 475-nucleotide messenger RNA. RefSeq lists its product as uncharacterized. The record is from RefSeq and is a predicted model, not a curated record. The coding region runs from base 98 to 358 and encodes 86 amino acids. Lineage: Eukaryota; Fungi; Ascomycota; Sordariomycetes; Glomerellales; Glomerellaceae. The transcript has 2 exons.
UCGUAAUGUCCCCUCUUCGUCCUCGUCCUCUGAACAAGCCUGUCCGUAUCGUGACCUGUGUCUGUUCUAGGUAGCUGCACGAGACUUUACCCGCGAUAUGACGCUUUCGCCUCACAUUACCUUUCUGUACCUUGCCUUAGCUAGCAGCGGCCCUUCCUCCGCCAUGUAUGAUACGUGUAUUCUAAUUUUCCUGCCUGUUUUAUGCUUUCACGUCAAAUCUUCCCCUUCCUCCCCUCAAGGGCCCUGCUCCUGGGACCCCUUGUUACUUUGGACCGCGACUGCAUCGGGCGCGCAAGGGAAAUUUCUCAGCCAACUGCCUGAGCCCUUGAAGGGUUGUACGGGCAAGGAACCAAGCUAGCCGUCGCCGCCGUUCGGUGGAUGAAGGGUGGUCGUCGAUGGGGAAAGGCGGAGAGAGGAGGAAGGCUAGGGAGAGGGGUGUGCAACAAGAGUAAUGGCGUGGAGGGCUUCGCUGGAC